Molecule: messenger RNA, 713 nt
Organism: Brassica napus (rape)
Lineage: Eukaryota; Viridiplantae; Streptophyta; Magnoliopsida; Brassicales; Brassicaceae
Product: B3 domain-containing protein At1g16640-like
Exons: 2
Coding region: 139-555 (138 amino acids)
Molecular function (GO): DNA binding
Source: RefSeq, a predicted model, not a curated record
CAGAAAAACGACAAAACAAAAAAAAAUUCCAAAGGAAAGUGAGCUCUCUCCCCGUUUCUGUACACAAGGAUUUAAAGUGUCUCUCUUUACUUUCUCUUAAAUCUCUAGAUUUUGAUCGUAGCUACAUUACUCUUUCCCAUGGCUGCCCCUGAUGAGGACCAACGGUUUAUUAAGCCUUUCAUCUCACAUAAGUCAGCUAAAUCAUUGGCGAUUCCGCUGGCCUUCAACGAAUACUUUCCGGAUCCAUUGCCAAAUACAGUGGAGCUCCUAGACUACUAUGGGAGAUCCUGGACGAUUAGGAUGAAGAAGAGAGGAGAGACGGUGUUUUUAACUGUUGGUUGGGAAAACUUUGUAAAGGAUAACGAGCUUGAAGACGGUAAGAUGAUGGAAUUCAUCUAUGACUGCGACCGGACCUUUUAUGUUGUCAUAUUCGGUCAUGGCGGGGUUAGCGAGCUUAGAGUCUUUCCUCAAGCCGUAGUAGAUGUUGGUGACUAUGCAACAGGCGAAGAAGAAGGAGAGGAAGAGGAAGAGGAAGAGAAGAACAAGAGUAACUGAAACUUGAGUCUGUAUCAUCCACGUAGGGAGAAACAAAUGCUGCUUUUGAAGUUAGUUUAUCAGUUUAUUUAUUUAAAAGUCUUAUGUAACAAGAUGUUUAAUCUAAUGAACGAACACACUUUGUUGUCUUGCUAUAAAUCCUUGUUUUUAACGGUUUA